Messenger RNA from Canariomyces notabilis, 1079 nucleotides. RefSeq lists its product as uncharacterized. The transcript has 2 exons. Lineage: Eukaryota; Fungi; Ascomycota; Sordariomycetes; Sordariales; Chaetomiaceae. Gene Ontology annotation, molecular function: RNA binding; metal ion binding. The coding region runs from base 252 to 1079 and encodes 275 amino acids. The record is from RefSeq and is a predicted model, not a curated record.
CCGUCGUGGGCAAUCUCGAAUCGACAAAGCGAACUCAACACCUAACAGUUUUUUUGUCCACCACAGACCUGCCAAAGCAGAACCGAGGGCAGCCUAUGCUCUUUCACCGUCGAUUGCGAUAGCAAAAUCCGAAAUCAGCGCCCCUCAUACCCUCGAGCAUACGGAAAAUAUCUCCUGACAACGCCAAACCAAACCUUUGAAACAAGGUCAAACCUCACCAGUGCGACAGACUAGUGCACCACCAAGACAAGAUGGCGACCGCGUCGCCGCAACAAGCCUCACACACACCAACCUCCCCGCUCGCCUCACAACUCCUCUCGCACACCUACCCAUCCUACACCUUCACCUUCACCCCGUUCCUCCAACGGACCUACCAGCACAGCCUCCCCGCCGAUCGGCCCAUCUGCAAAGCAUACCAAUCUGGCAACUGCCCGCUAAAAUCCCACUGCCCCGAGCGGCACACGGGCCCAACCAGCAACCAAACACAGCGCGAUGGCGGCGGCGGCGGUUUCGGCUCCCUAGUCUGCAAGCACUGGCUGCGCGGACUCUGCAAAAAGGGCGAAACAUGCGAGUUCUUACACGAGUAUAACCUGCGCAAGAUGCCCGAGUGCAACUUCUUCGUGCGCAACGGCUACUGCAGCAACGGCGACGAGUGUUUGUAUCUGCACAUCGACCCGUCCUCGCGCCUGCCGCCGUGCCCGCACUAUGACCGCGGGUUCUGCCCGCUGGGCCCGCGCUGCGACAAGAAGCACGUCCGCCGGCGGUUGUGUGUCUAUUACCUCGCCGGGUUCUGCCCCGACGGCAAGGCGUGCAAGGAGGGCGCGCACCCCAGGUGGGUGCCCGACGGCGAGCUGGAGAAGCCCAAGGCUAGGGAGGAGAAGAAGAAGGAUGAGGGGGCGAGUGCUGGGGGUGGGUUGGAUGGAGGGGAUCAGGAGCGGGAGCGGGAGAGAGAGAUGCAGCAGGAUCGGGCGGGAAGUCAGGGGGAGAGGGGGCAUGAUGGGCGGGGACAUAAGGAUCGGUUUGGAGGAGGAAGGGGGGAUAUUGGUCUGUCUCUUCCAGAAGGGAGUAGGCCUGCGUAG